AUGUUAAUUUACAAUCUAAUAACAGUACUCAUAUGUACAAUAACAACCACCUUAGCUCUACCACCAAAAUUUGUAUUUGAUGGACCAGAAUCACAACGUAAAUAUCUAGUCACCAAUCUUCCGGGACUUUCCGAUAACUUACAACCAGAUCAAAUCCCACUUAUGUUUGCUGGACAAUUACAACUUCAUCCAGAAAAUCAUAGUUCAUAUUUCUUUUGGAAAUUUAGUGAUCCUUAUCGUAUUCCUGAAAACAAAAAACGAACUAUUUUUUGGUUGAAUGGAGGUCCUGGUUGUUCAUCAAUGGAUGGGGCAUUGAUGGAAGUUGGUCCAUUAAGAGUUGAAAAAGGUGGGAAAUUGGGAUAUAAUAAUGGAAGUUGGCAUCGAGCUGCUGAUAUUGUAUUUAUUGAUCAACCAGUGGGUACGGGUUUUAGUUUUGCUGAUAAACUCAUAUCUGAAUUAAAUCAAGUUAGUGAUUAUAUGUUGGUAUUUUUAAAGAAAUAUUUUGAAAUAUUUCCGGAAGAAUUAGAUAAUGAUAUUUAUUUUGCGGGUGAAAGUUAUGCUGGUCAAUAUAUUCCAUAUAUUGCCAAUGGAAUCUUGGAUCAUAAUGAAAAACUGGGUGAAAAACCAUAUAAUUUGAAAGGGGUUAUGAUUGGUAAUGGAUGGAUCUCACCUAAUGAACAAAGUCUUUCAUAUUUCCCAUUCUUUUAUAAUCAUGGCUUAAUCAAAACAAACAACCCUCAUUGGGGUAGUAUCUUAAACCAAGUAGAAGAAUGUCAACGAUUAGUCGAUGAAGCCGAUGCCCAUUGGAAUGAUAAUACAGUAGAUCCUGCCGAAGUUAAUUUCGGCCCCUGUGAUGCGAUCUUAAACAAAUUAUUACAAUCUACUGGUGAUGGUCAGUGUAUCAACAUGUAUGACUAUCUCUUAAGAGAUUCAUUUCCUUCAUGUGGAAUGAAUUGGCCACCUGAUUUAAAAGAUGUAACUCCAUAUUUACGUGAUCGAGACGUGGUAAAUGCAUUGAAUUUAGAACAUAUUGAAACUUGGAAAGAAUGUAGUGGAUCAGUGAGUAAUGCGUUUACGGCAAAGAAUUCAUUCCCCGCUGUACAUUUAUUACCUCGUUUAACUGAGAAUAUUCAAGUGGUUUUGUUUAAUGGUGAUCGUGAUAUUAUUUGUAAUACAAUGGGGACAUUAUCUUUCCUUAAGAAAUUAGAAUGGGGUGGUUCAAAGGGGUUUACUGAUGAGGAGACUAAUAUCAAUUGGAUAUAUGAUAAUGAAGAUGUUGGAUAUAUUAAAACAGAAAGAAAUAUGACAUUUAUAAACGUCUAUAAUGCGUCACAUAUGGUUCCAUUUGAUGUUCCUAAUACAUCAAGGGCAUUGAUUGAUUUGAUCACCAGAAAUUACGACGAAGUAAUCUCCCCCGAGACCAACCAAACUUCAUUCGUGACAUAUCCACUCGGUGUCAGAAAACAACUCCAAGAUACACCCCCAACCGACUCUACCAACAACUCAACAACAACAACAACCACCACCACCGCAGAAUCAAAGGAACCAACAAGCAACAAAAUCACCCGCGUAAUCCAAUUACUAGUCAUUUGUAUCCUCAUGUGGGGAAUCUACGUUCUCUAUUCCUCCUACAAAUCAAGACCAUCCUCCAUCAUCCGCAAAACUGGUAAAUCAGUUCCCUCCAACAAGAAAAAGAAUGUCCAAUGGGCUGAUCAAUUACAUCUGUAUGAAGAUGAUGAUAUUAAGGAUUUUGAAUCUGAUCAACAAGAAGGAUUUUUCAAGAAGGCAUUACAUAAAUUAACUGGAACUAGUGUAACUGGGGGUGACAACAGGGGGAAUUAUGUGCCUACAUCGUCUCAAUAUAUUGAGGACAUUGAGUUGGGAGAAGGGAUUAGGGAUGAGAGUGUGCCUGAUGAUUUUAUAAUUGCCAGUGAUGACGAGGAGGUGGUGGAGGAAGGACAGGAAAGAGAUUUGGUGGAUGAUAAUAAGAAACUGAUGAAGAAUAAUAAUAAAGAUGCUCAAUCUAGUUGA
Molecule: messenger RNA, 2031 nt
Organism: Hemisphaericaspora subhashii
Lineage: Eukaryota; Fungi; Ascomycota; Pichiomycetes; Serinales; Debaryomycetaceae
Product: serine-type carboxypeptidase
Exons: 1
Coding region: 1-2031 (676 amino acids)
Biological process (GO): apoptotic process; proteolysis
Cellular component (GO): trans-Golgi network
Molecular function (GO): serine-type carboxypeptidase activity
Source: RefSeq, a predicted model, not a curated record